This is a messenger RNA of Brassicogethes aeneus, 600 nucleotides long. NCBI's taxonomy places the organism in Eukaryota, Metazoa, Arthropoda, Insecta, Coleoptera, Nitidulidae. The record is from the annotation of a GenBank genome assembly.
AUGCCAACGGAACAGGCUUUGGCGUUGAUAAGGGAUGCCCAAUUGUCAAAGCAUCAAUAUGAAGCAUUUAGAAAUGCCGUUAAGGAUUUUGAAUAUGAUAUUUUACCACCUUAUUAUAAAGUUUUUAUAGCCAAAAAAGAGUGCUACCCAGAUAAAAUGGUAAUUACUGAAAGAAGUGCCCGUGUAGAUUUGCAAUGUCUUGUAGAUCAUACCGCAAAGCGAAUUUUGGAAGAUAUCGAUAUUGAUGUAGAAGAUAAUACAGAGUUACUUUUAGUUAGUAAGUGGGGAUGUGAUGGUGCUUUCGGGCAAUCUGAAUACAAUCAAAAAUAUGUACGAGGUGAUAAUCAGGAAACAUCAGAUAGUAGCAUCUACAUGGUAUCCAUGGUGCCUUUACUAUUUAGAACUGGCUUUGACUCAACAAUUUGGAACAAUGAUUUGCCUUCAUCUACGAGAUGGUGCCGCCCUAUCUAUUUUGAAUUUGUAAAAGAGUCCGCUGAAAAAGUUUUUGAUGUUUCCAACAAAAUAACUAACAAAAUUUCCCAGCUAAAAAAAACAGAAGUAACAAUAUCCGGAAAAAUUGCUCUGUUAAACACAACAUGA